UCUCAUUCUUUUCAAUUCGUCAAUGCGAAGGUGCAAAGGUGCGAGUACUGCUCGCACAUGGGCGGCGAGCUCGCAUGUGCCAUGUGCAACGUCAUUGCGCACACGGCGUGCUAUCUCGAGGCGUGGAAGGGACUUGCUCGACGCGGCGCCGUGAGCUUUGAAGUCCAAGGCGAUGACAAGACAAAAUGGAUUUGCACCUACUGCGAAGAAGACCUGCAAGAGGAGCACCAAGCCCAAACGACGCGCUAUCGGUACAACAAAAGGCUCCAGAAGGAAAUGGCCUGCGGGCGACUCAUCGCAGGCUACGCGCGCAUGUCGAAAGAAACGCGGCUCUUUGUGCGCAAGAAAGAGUGCGCAGUGCGCAUCCAAGCCCACAUCCGAGGCAAGCUCGCGCGCCGCGCGUUUAACGCGAUGCAGCGUUUGCGCAUUCGCCCGUACGUGGUCCAUCUCAUGAGUCUCCGUGGGCUCGGCUCGGACGGCGAUGCCGCGUCCAAGUCGCCGCGCUCGACGACCGGUGACGACGAUGUGUGUGGCGAGACGCGCCUGCCCAACGGCUUUCUGUGCAACCCGUUUGUGGUGUUUCAUAUUGUCGCCGAGCACGACGACGAGGCGCAGCAGUUUUGCUUUGAGAGCGCGAUCCAGCGCGGCUCGAACGAAGUCGCGUGGAACGAAGCCAUUUUUGUGCCGGGCGUCGAUGGCAACGUCACCAUGUGUUUUACGGUUCUGAGCAAGAACGGCCCCAACAACUUUUUCCUCGGCCAAGGCAUGGUGCGCAUGAGUGGGACGGAAAUCUGGCGGUAUGGCGCCAACCUCGAGCUCCCGAUCCGCCCGGAAUUGGAAGUCAUUCCCAAGGCCGGGCACAACAAGCUCAUGCGCAUCCAGGACAUUGGCUCGAUCACGCGUGAGCUCACACUCUCGGUGCACAUCAAGCAGUUUGCCGACCCAGUUGCCAACUGCGGCUACAUGCAGUCGAUCAACACGAUCGACUCGGCCAAAGGCAACAGCCGCUGGUGUGUUCUCGCCGACGGCAUCUUUCGCAUCUACCGGCACUAUGGGCUCACGCUCGCGUUCGAGACGCUCAAGAUGAUGCACGCGAGCGAGGUCCAGCUGCUCACCGUGGCGCCGCACCAUGCGAUCCACCUCACCAAGCACACGGUCAAGCAGUCCACCGUGGUCUUUGUCCAGCACGAGCAGCGGUCUUAUCUGCUACGCGCCGACUCGAACAAGGCCAACAUGACGUGGUCCAAGAAGCUGCAUUUCGCAAUGAAGCAGCACAAAACCUACUGAGUGCCAUACGUCACGUCGACCUAUACAAGAAAACAUCAACAUUUCAUCUCAAAAUAUCGAAAUAUCAACCGA
Molecule: messenger RNA, 1359 nt
Organism: Saprolegnia parasitica CBS 223.65
Lineage: Eukaryota; Oomycota; Saprolegniomycetes; Saprolegniales; Saprolegniaceae
Exons: 11
Coding region: 58-1287 (409 amino acids)
Molecular function (GO): protein binding
Source: RefSeq, a predicted model, not a curated record